AUGGCACCACAGUAUGCACAAAAGUUCCGUGACGAAUGGCUGAAAGAUAAAAAUUUUAAAGAAUGGAUUGUUGAACUGGAGAAUGACAAUACUAAAGUACGGUGCAGAUUUUGUAAGUGUGAUAUUAGAACUAAAAAAUAUGAUUUAAAUCAACAUUUAAAAACUAAAAAGCAUUUAGAAACUUCAAAAAACUUUUCUGUAUCGAGGGCUUUAACAAAAUUCAUUAAACCUAUUACCACCAAGACUGCUCAAGUAGAAGGUGCAAUGUGCUUAUUCAUAGCAGCACAUAGCUCAAUAUUAUCAUGUGAUAAUUUAGGAGAAUUAUGUAAAAAUUGUUUUAAAUCAUCUGAGGCAGCUAAUUCGUUGAAACUUCAUAGAACUAAAUGCACUGGUAUAAUUUGCAAUGCAUUAUCUCCCCAUUUUCAAAAUGAAUUAAAAAAUAAAAUUAACAAUGGACCAUUUAGCAUUUUAAUUGAUGAGUCAACCGAUAUAAGCGUGCUUAAGUUCUUAGGAAUUACAAUUAUGUAUUAUGAUACAGAUAUGAGACAGGUGAAUUAA
Sipha flava (yellow sugarcane aphid) is the source of this 558-nucleotide messenger RNA. RefSeq lists its product as uncharacterized. Bases 1 to 558 code for a protein of 185 amino acids. The transcript has a single exon. NCBI's taxonomy places the organism in Eukaryota, Metazoa, Arthropoda, Insecta, Hemiptera, Aphididae. The record is from RefSeq and is a predicted model, not a curated record.